ACCGCGCGAGUUUAACAGGACAACAAAGAGUGAAUGCACUGGAAGAAGAAGAACAAGCCCUACGUCGUCUGAACCUGCAGAAUAACGAGUAAAACUAUUUUGUAAUAACUUUCCCCUUUUGUAUUAAAAACCGCGUAUUUCAAUUUCAAAUAUAUCUGCUGCACCAUCACACCGUGUUCUCACUUCAGACGCACUUGUCUGUCCUGACUGUUGUGUUGCUGUUUCAGGUCGCUCCUGCUCCCAAGUGAACGUCGAAAUACAACGUGCUACAAGUGGUGAUGGAGGUGUUCACUAAAAAACGCGAUGAAAACCUGAACGAACCGCCGGUGAUUCCAGUCAAGCCAACUACUGGCUCAGCUCCCCGUCAACCGCCACUCCUGGAAAACUCGUCAGACUAUGCAGUGUGGAAGUUCAAAGUUGCAGCAUAUCUUCGUAAAGUUCCAGCUUCGGAACAAUUCGAUUAUCUGGUGUCCUACCUCAGUGACGAAGCUACCAAAAGAGCUAUAGUUAACGGGUUUGCGGCGGACAAUACUCUCGCUCAAAACUGGAAGAUUCUCGAUGAUUGUUUUUCGACGCCGGUGGAUCCCCAACAAGCAGCCAUCCGAUUUUUGUCACGACAUCAAACACCCGGCGAGAAUCCAAUGGAUUAUUUUAAUUCUUUGCAACAGAUGGCUGUGCAAGCGUUUCCUUGUCUUGAUGCCACUGGAAGAGAUGAAUUGAUCAAGUCUCGGUUCGUGGAAGGGUUACUAUCCGGUUCCUUAAAGGAACACUUCCUACUAAACCCUCCAACAGAUAUAAAUUCCUUAAAAAGAGUUACAUUCCGGUUCAUGGCAGCCGAGCAGCUAAAAAGCCCACUUGACAUGCACCAGCCAACUGCGAUGGCAGUCAUGCAGCCUACAAAAGCGAGUCGCCCACUGAACCCUCAACGCAUAUCUAACGUUACCCGGUCUCCCCACUGGAACAGCAGUCGAAGACAGUUCAAUCCCACUGAGAAGAAGUGGAGACCAACGAAUAGUUAUCAUGGUCGUCAAUCCGAAUGCCCGUACUGUCGAAGGUUUGGCAAAAACGCAAAGAAAUGUGGUCAUAAUCGUUUUGGUAACACAAGUAAGCCGUACAUUUUCCAUUUAUCUUCUUAUGCUAACCAUGUGCGUCCCAUCACGAUUAAGGCUAGAGUACAGGGUAUCGAUAUCGAAGUUUUAUUAGACACCGGAGCGUCAAUAUCCCUAAUUAAGAGCGAGUUUUUAGGAAGGCUUAAUCGUAAAGUCCAACAGACGCGAUACCCAUCCACAUUACUCACAGCUAGCGGAGACCCAUUGAAAGUGAACUCUAAGGUAUGGUUGGACCUAAUGAUAGAUAGACAUCCGUUCCGUCAUGGGUUUUUAGUUUGUCCGACUUUGACUUGGGAUAUGAUACUUGGAGUCGACUUCAUGUUAGAACAUAAAGCUGGUAUAUUUAUGGACAGCUUGGAAGCUAAAUUUGGAGAGACUAAAAUACGCUUGCACCAUACUAACACGCCAUUUAAAUCUGUGUCAUAUGUGGGAAUCUCAGACCUGGUGCGGCAAGUAAACGACAACCGAACACUAAAAGAGAAAGAUCGACAUGCAACGAUUGCCGUGCUUCAACAGUUUAGUUCGGUAUUCGAAGAGAGUAUUUCCGGCAAUCGCACGAGUACGGUGCAACACACCAUUUGCACGGGGGACCACAGACCACUUAGGCAACCGCCUCGUAGAGUUCCAGUACACUAUCAACCACAACUGGAUACGAUGAUAAAGGAUAUGCUUGACAAGAAUAUUAUAGUACCGUCAUCAUCCCCCUGGGCAUCACCUAUCGUCCUGGUUAAAAAGAAAGAUUCCUCUCUGCGUCUCUGUAUAGACUAUCGACGCCUUAACGCUAUAACUAAGCGUGACUCUUUUCCUCUUCCGAGAAUCGAUGCUAUAUUAGACGCUUUGAGUGGCGCAUGUUGGUUUUCAACGCUAGACCUAGCAUCAGGGUACUGGCAAGUGGGAGUCAGACCACAAGAUAGAAAGAAAACCGCAUUUGUAGUGCCAAAUGGUUUAUACGAAUUCCAAGUAAUGCCUUUCGGUCUAACGAAUGCCCCAGCUACCUUCCAAAGAUUAAUGCAAACAGUUUUACAAGAUAUAGUACCUCAUAAAUGUUUGAUUUAUCUCGAUGACAUUAUUGUGUAUGGUAGCACACCUGAGCAACAUAAUGCUAAUCUGAAAGCAGUUCUCCAUCGCCUUCAACAACACAACCUAAAAGUAAAACCGUCCAAAUGUCGUCUGCUGCAGAAAGAAGUAGUUUUCUUAGGAUAUCGUAUCACUGCAGAUGGAGUAGGCACCGAUAAAGAAAAGACACGUGUCAUUGUUAAUUGGCCACAGCCCAAAUCACCUGAAGACGUUCGUAGCUUUCUUGACCUAGCUUCUUACUACAGACGCUUUGUCCGUGACUUUGCAUCAUUAGCAGCACCCUUACACCGUUUGACGCACAAAGGACGAAAAUUUUUAUGGACUACAGAGUGUCAACAGGCGUUCGAUGCUUUGAAGACACGACUAAGCUCUCCACCUAUAUUAGCCGUUCCGGAUACCUCAGCAAGCGGGGGAGAAUUUAUACUUGAUACGGAUGCCAGUUCCUCCGCUAUUGGAGCAGUUCUAUCACAAGUGGCCCCAGAUGGGCAAGAAAGAGUCAUUGCGUACGCUAGCCGUCGACUGGAUAAGAGCGAAACAAGAUAUUCGACAACGCGUCGAGAGAUGUUAGCAUUAGUAAAAUUCUUACAACAUUUCCGCCAUUAUUUACUAGGUAAACCUUUCCGUGUACGCACAGACCACCGUGCACUACAAUGGCUCCGCUCCUUCCGCGAACCAGAAGGCCAAGUGGCACGCUGGCAAGAGCGACUACAGGAGUUUGAUUUUACUUGCGAAUACCGACCAGGCAGCCGUCACACAAACGCCGACUCUCUGUCCCGUAUACCCUAUGCUCCUAGUACCAUUAGUGCUGUCCUUAGCACAGCCCCAGAGAUCGACUGGGCGUCUCUUCAAGCAUCAGACCCUGACCUGCAUUUCAUUUACCUACGACAACUACACGGUAACGAUAAACCUUCUACGGCAGAGUUAAAGGAUCAUUCCCCAGCGACGCGCCGUCUUUGUACCAAGUGGAGUAGCCUGAGAUUGUAUGGGAACACACUAUUUAUAGUCAGCGAGUCAAAACAACCACUGUUGAUAGUACCACGUGUGCAAGUUCAGAAUAUUAUGGAGCAGGUGCAUCGAGAACUCGGGCACUCGGGGAAACGAAAAACUGAACAUGCGAUCUGCCAGAGGUUUUGGUGGCCAUCCAUCCAUGAAGACGUGACUGAAUUCUGCAAAAAUUGUAGCACGUGCCAUGCCAUCAAGUCACCUCAGCAAAGACCCCGUGCACCGUUAGUCCCAAUGACGACAGAAGGUCCACAUCAACGAGUCGGUAUCGAUAUCAUGGGGCCCCUUACGACAUCAAAGAACGGAAACCGUUAUAUACUGGUGAUGGUGGACUAUUUUAGCAAAUGGUGUGAAGCCGUCCCUAUACCUCAACAAGAUGCCCUCACGGUCGCUCGAGCUUUCAUUGAUCAUUGGGUCUCCCGUUAUGGCGCUCCAUUCUCACUCCAUUCCGAUCAAGGUACAGCUUUUGAAAGCCAUCUCGUCGCUCAGGUAUGCCGAUUAUUGGGUAUCCGCAAAACACAUACCACUGCAUACCACCCUGAAGGUAACGGUUUAGUAGAAAGAACAAACCGAACCAUUAAAACCCUCCUACAGUCGUUUAUCAAUAAUUUGUCGACGGAAUGCUGGGAUGAUGCAAUACCCCAAUGCUUGUUAGCUUACCGCGCAUCAGUUCACGGUUCCACGGGAUUUUCACCUGCGAUUUUACUCUUUGGACAUGAAUUACGCCUGCCUGUAGAGAUCCAAAUGCCGUUGUUGCCUUUCGAAGCUCAAGACUAUGUACCAUACGUCCGUAACCUUCGUAGCCGCCUAGCCGACGCAUACCGUCUAGUUAAAGCUAAUCUACAAAAUGCCAGCAAACACCAAAAGAAUGUGUACGAUCGACAUGCGAACGGGCCCGUAUAUAAACCUGGAGAUCGUGUGUGGCUACAUCGCCCUAUGGCCCCACCAGGAACAUGCGGCAAGUUUCACCAACCUUGGAAAGGGCCUUACGAAAUCUUAUUUAUUCGGUCCCCUACAACAUUCGUCCUACGCAACCUCCAGCGACCUCAAGACGACGUUCUAACGGCACACUACAACCAACUGAAGCCGGAUAAAACAACGGUGCACUUAGAUGCCCCGUUUGUCAAUCCCCCGACGGCUACCAGCCAUUACGAGGUGCCACCAGAAGGGGGAAUAGCAUAUCCAUGCCCGCAACCAGGCACUGAGGACAGUGCCUCAUGGAGAGAGGGGGUAGUGUAACAGUAAUAAAAAUCAUUACAUGCAACAUUAAUAAUGUGUGUUUGUAUUUCUCAUUGCAGGACAACAAAGAGUGAAUGCACUGGAAGAAGAAGAACAAGCCCUACGUCGUCUGAACCUGCAGAAUAACGAGUAAAACUAUUUUGUAAUAACUUUCCCCUUUUGUAUUAAAAACCGCGUAUUUCAAUUUCAAAUAUAUCUGCUGCACCAUC
This is a messenger RNA of Schistosoma rodhaini, 4636 nucleotides long. The record is from the annotation of a GenBank genome assembly. NCBI's taxonomy places the organism in Eukaryota, Metazoa, Platyhelminthes, Trematoda, Strigeidida, Schistosomatidae.